Messenger RNA from Folsomia candida, 1526 nucleotides. Its product is annotated as retinal-binding protein. The transcript has 5 exons. Gene Ontology annotation, cellular component: cytoplasm. The record is from RefSeq and is a predicted model, not a curated record. Bases 84 to 1304 code for a protein of 406 amino acids. Lineage: Eukaryota; Metazoa; Arthropoda; Collembola; Entomobryomorpha; Isotomidae.
UCAAAAAUUCAGGUUAUCUUUAUUGAUUCUCCGACCAACCCACACAACUCAGUGCAAUUUUUUUUAUCUAUUGUCUCAUCACCAUGACGACGAGCGAUGUUCUCAAGGCUGCAUUCUCCAAUAACGAAUACACUUCUGAGGAGAAAGACAAAUUGGUCAAAUUCAGGAGCAAUUUAGCAGGUCUCUCCCUAACCAAGGACCAAUUGGAUGACUCGUACCUCAUCAAAUGGCUCCGAGCUCGGAACCUCGAUCUCGUCAAGGCCGAAGACAUGUUCCGAACUUCCAUGAAAUGGAGGAAAGAUAACCAGAUUGAUACCUUACUCGAGCGAGAGGGUAACGUGCCCGAGGAGCUGCAAAGAUUGAUCCCACUGGCUUUCUGUGGAAUUUCAAAAGAGGGCUAUGCUACAUUUUUGGUCCCCUUUGGGCGACAUGACGUUCGCGGAAUGCUGGACAAAUAUGGACUAGAAACGUGUAAAAAAUUUAAUAUGCUUUUCAUGGAACAAUGGGUCAAGAUUAUGAAAGAAGAAGGCGCAAAGAAAGGGGUCCAAUGCACGCAAAUCAUUGAAAUUUGUGACUGUGAAGGUUUUUCUUACCGUCAAAUGGCAACUAAAUCCUGUCGAGAUUUCAUGACUGGGACGCAAGCCGUCAUGGACGCCAAUUAUCCAGAACUCCUUCGUCUCUGUAUGAUUGUCAACGCUCCGAAGGUUUUUGAGCUGAUUUACAAUAUUCUGAAGCCUCUUUUGCCAAAGUCCACUUCUGACAAGAUUGACAUUUAUGGGAGUGACAAAGACACGUGGAAGAAGAUUGUAAGAGAAAGAUUUCCAUUGGAAUUGAUUCCGACCAACUGGGGAGGAGAGCUGGUGACGGAAGACGAGUAUGGGAGUGGACACCCCAUAUGGAUACAAGGUCCAAAAGAUAUGUCGGCCUUUAUGAAGGGAUUAACCGAGGAGGACGCCGCCUUCACAAAAAUUGUUGUCGCCCCUCGUGAACGAUUCAUCCAAGAGGUUCAAGUCUCCGAUAAGCAGACAAUCCUCGAGUGGAAAUUUAAAUCUGAGGGACAUGACGUCGGUUUCCAUCUAUUUUAUUCUAAGGAAGCUCGUGCCAAGAAGGACCAGUGGGAAGAUAUCGUCCCCUUGGCGCGGGUGGACGCUCACACCCAAGUUCAGGAAGGGUCCCACAUUUGUGAAAAAGAGGGCAUCUACUCCCUCGUUUGGGACAAUGGAUUCAGCCUCAUGAAGUCAAAGACGAUCCUUUACCAGAUAUCCUUCAUCGAUCAACAAGAGCAGGAAAAGUUGGACGCAUAGUUAAAGUGCAUUUAAAAGGAGCGUGUGGUACAUGUUAAAUGUAUUUAAAUUGUCCAAUUGUAGAUAUGUAAAAAAUAAAUCCUUCAUGAUUAGGUACAAAAGCGUGUAUAAAUAAUAUGCAAUUGAUAAUACUUACGUACGCGACGGUCUUAUGUAUAUCGGUAAUAUUAACAGAUAAAAAUGACUCGCAAUAAAAAACGACAUUCUCGUGCUAUUUAUCAA